Plasmodium coatneyi is the source of this 210-nucleotide messenger RNA. RefSeq names its product Selenoprotein. Bases 1 to 210 code for a protein of 69 amino acids. The record is from RefSeq and is a predicted model, not a curated record. The transcript has a single exon. Lineage: Eukaryota; Apicomplexa; Aconoidasida; Haemosporida; Plasmodiidae.
AUGUAUUACCUAAAAUUAUUCCUGAAAUUAUUGUUGCUCCUCUUUUUAAGCUACGAUUUCAUCAUUUUGAAGAACGGCACUGGAAAAGUUGUGCAUGGAGACAGGAACUUUUUAAAAGAAAGUUACGAAUUUUUAUUCGUCCAAAAGGACACACUCCCAUCCUACAUAAAUAGGGACAAUCAGAUCUCCAUUUAUUUUUGCAAAUCCUGA